This is a messenger RNA of Aaosphaeria arxii CBS 175.79, 1635 nucleotides long. Its product is annotated as Pkinase-domain-containing protein. The transcript has a single exon. Gene Ontology annotation, molecular function: ATP binding; protein serine/threonine kinase activity. Gene Ontology annotation, biological process: protein phosphorylation; intracellular signal transduction; intracellular monoatomic cation homeostasis. The record is from RefSeq and is a predicted model, not a curated record. Bases 1 to 1635 code for a protein of 544 amino acids. Lineage: Eukaryota; Fungi; Ascomycota; Dothideomycetes; Pleosporales.
AUGGUCAAGACGGGCGUCGAUGGCCCCACCGAGGUCUCUUCCCCGACUAUCAACAUUCCCAAGUACAGGCGACUCAGUUCCUUCUCUCUGUCUGGCCGGAACACCCCAAAGUCUUCUCAUAACAACUCUCCUCCUUCGCCAGGAUCUCCUUCCAGCACCAUCUCGGACGAGGUUGCCCAGCAGAAGCAGGCUUUCGGCCACAAGCAUUCUACCUCGUCUACCGCCAUUUCCAGCAUGAACAAGUCGCGCGGACCCGGAAUCACCUGGGCGGGCGGAGGCAAAGACAGCAAGAAGCACUCUCGCUUCUCGCGUAGACGUUCCGCCAGCACAGAAACCGUCCCCAGGAUGGAAGGCGACGACAAGACGGUCGGCCUUGUCGACACCUUCUCCAAACCCGCCAACGAAGGUGUGGGAAUGAAGGCACGCCGUCUCAGUUUGAGUCUGCCAGACGAGUUCGUCGUCGACUCCUGUGAUCUCGACAAGGAGUUCAAGAGCUCGAGUCUGAUGCCCGGCAAGCGAGGCAAAUGCCUCGGACGAGGUGCCACCGCUGAGGUUCGCAUCAUGGCCCGCAAGGGUGCCUUCGGACACGAGGAUUUGGUCGCCGUCAAGGAGUUCCGAGUCCGCGAGAGGGACGAGGACGAGGAGGACUACAUCAAGAAGAUCAAGUCCGAGUACAGCAUCGCUAAGAGUCUGCAUCACCCCAACAUCGUCGAGACCGUCCGUCUCUGCACCAACCGCGGCCGAUGGAACCACGUAAUGGAGUUCUGUGCCCACGGCGAGCUGUUCUCGCUGGUCGAGCGCAAGCUGUUCGCCGCCGGCUCCGAGGGCUACUACUCCCUCCAGGACCGAAUGUGCUUCUUCAAGCAGUUGCUCCGCGGAGUGGACUAUCUUCACUGCCACGGAAUCGCUCACCGCGAUAUCAAGCUCGAGAAUCUCCUCCUCAGCAAGGACGGCUACCUCAAGAUCUCUGAUUUUGGCGUUGCUGAGGUCUUCAGCGGCGAGCACCCGGGUCUCCGUGCUGCCGGAGGCGAAUGCGGAAAGAACAUGGGUGAGGUCCGCCUGUCCAACCCUGGUAUUUGCGGUAGUUUACCAUACAUCGCACCCGAAGUCCUGGAGAAGAAGGGAAGCUAUGACCCCCGCCCGCUCGAUGUCUGGUCCUGCGCCAUCGUUUACUUGACCAUGACCUUUGGCGGCUGCCCCUGGCAGGCCGCAAAGACAGAGUUCGAGUACUACGCUAGGUUCAAGAAGGGUUGGGACAAGUGGUUGGAGGAGCAUCCGGACGGUGAAAUCACUGACGGUGCCGAUGGCCACCCCAAGUGCGGCCAACUGUUCAGCUUCAUCAAUCCACCCAACGUCAAGAGGCUGUUGUUGAAGAUGCUGCACCCCAUCCCGGAGAAGCGCAUCACCAUUCGCGAGGUCAUGAACUCGAAUUGCAUCAAGAACAUUGAAUGCUGCUGCCCAGACAGCUACGAAGACCCCGCCUGCUGCAUCGACGCGUCCAAAAUGAACAGCAAGCAACUGAACAAGGUGACUGCCACGAAGCGUCUCCUUCACCACCACGUUCCCCCGGCGCCUGAGAAGAAGAUCGCCAAGGCCUUCCAGCACCGCUUCGACAUGGGUGACGGCUGGAGCUGA